Molecule: messenger RNA, 1700 nt
Organism: Corticium candelabrum
Lineage: Eukaryota; Metazoa; Porifera; Homoscleromorpha; Homosclerophorida; Plakinidae
Product: ADP-dependent glucokinase-like
Exons: 4
Coding region: 8-1444 (478 amino acids)
Biological process (GO): glucose metabolic process
Cellular component (GO): endoplasmic reticulum
Molecular function (GO): ADP-specific glucokinase activity
Source: RefSeq, a predicted model, not a curated record
ACACGCCAUGGCUGGUCACCUAUGGGUCUGGAUUGGAAUUGCACUUGUUGUUUUGUCGUGGUGGUACAGCAGGAAUAGAAACAUCUCAUCCAUAGAGGAGAGAACGAUAGAAGGAUGGCGUCGACAAAUAGGAGAGCCGAAGUUGACUCCACUUUACAGAAAAGUUGCUGUAGGGCUUAAUUCAAACAUAGAUUUAAUAGUGUCUGGAACGGCGUUAUUGAAGAGUCUCAAUGCUAGCGGCUCUCGCCAGGUGGAACACGACGUGCUGGAAAGUGUUCAGGAUUUGCAGGAAAUGUUUGAGCACCGCAUGGCAAGGUGUGCUGCUGCCGAGCGAGUCUUUGCUCACCAGGAAGGCUAUCUGGAGAUUGUCGACCAUGCGCAUCGUCUAGAGAAUAAACAGUAUUUCGUUGGAGGAAAUGCAGCUCUUGUUGGAUUAAAAAUGGCUUCUACUUUUUCAGAUACCAAGAUUCUUUUGGGCGGGCCGGUAGGUGAUCAACUAGAACGUCUUCUUUUGCCAAAUAUGGAAGUGCCAGAUGGAUGUAGACAGAAGAAUGAUGAAGUUCAUUUAAUAUUGGAAUAUAAGUCUGGAGAGACAUGGGGCUCAACUACAGCUUCUUGUUCAAAUCGCUUUAUUUUUUCUUACGAUAUUGGGAAUUCCAACCUCUUGGCAAUGGAGAGCUUCUUUACAAGUCUGGAAUCAUUUAAGCCGGACCUUGUUGUUCUGUCUGGACUACAUUUGUUAGAGAAGUUGGAUGAGUCUGUGUGGAAAGCCAAAAUUAAGGAGUUAACAAAGCAUUUGUCUGAAAUUUCUGUGGCAGUUCCUAUUCAUCUUGAGUUGGCAAGUACUGCCAGUCUAGAUUUGCUGUUGGCUUUGUCACGGGAUGUCUUUCCAAGAGUCACUUCUGUUGGACUCAAUGACCAGGAAUUAAUGUCUGUUUCAAAGGCUGACAAUGGCCCACAUUCUAUGAGUGAGUCUGUAUCGGGCCAUCAUCAGAUUGGACUGAUUGCUGAUCAACUGCAGUGGAUGCUUGAAUCGUUUGGUGUUGCGAGUAGUGCAUAUCCAAAGUCAAAGCUGAGUCGAGUUCACUUUCAUUCAUUUAUAUUUCAUCUAAUUGCAGUCAUACACGGGAAAUGGCAAAACAGUAUCACGGCUGUUGGCGCUGCUGCCCGAAUGGCUGCUAUUCAGGCAUGUGACAGCAAAAUAAUUAAUGCAAAUUCUGUUGAACUCAAGAUGUCUAGGACCUUUCUGAGGUCUGUCGAGGAUCCACAAUUGAGAGCAGACCCUAUAGAAUUUGAUCCUUCUGUUCCCAUCAGUCACUGGUCAAGAAGACAUGUGGACCUGUUUAUGAGCCCUGUUCUUAUUUGCAAACAUCCUACGAAAACUGUUGGAUUAGGAGAUGCUAUUUCUGCAACUGGAUUGCAAAACUCAUUGAUGAUUUCUUAGUUGUGCUGAUUGCCAUUCAGUGAUUGACGUUUAGCGAGAUAGUUUGGCUUUGUUAAAAACUCAAGAAUAAGGCUACCUGGUUCCAGCACGUUAAGUAACUUUAAUUAAAUGAGCGUUUUCAAACAUUCUCAAAUUUCUAUAUAACAUACUCAUAUGUACAUUCAUUUUUUCUAAUGCCAAGUUGUUAGCAAGCAAUUUAAUGUUGCUGCAUACUUGUUAUUUACCAGAACCCUUUAAUUCUAUUCACCGAAGCUCA